GAGAAAGUGCGUCGCGUUUUCGACAGGCUUCUGGAUAGAAUAUUUCUUCAGCUCUCAUUUGGAUCUACUUGUUACCUGCUAGAUCUGAUUCAAGCCUCUUUUUCAAUUUCGACUCUGUUCAAAACAUGUUUAAGGCCCCUGGAAUGAUGGAUGAUCCGCAUAUUCCUACACUUGGAAAGCCUCCUAUCUUUCAGGAGCUUGGAAAUACAGGACGAAGAGCACUAUGGGUCGUGGCAAUCUUAAUGCUCGUCUCCUCUUUGAUCUUCUAUAUUCUGGGUGCCAGAGUAGUAGUGCAAAAACGGCUUUUCCAUGUCCUAACAUCCCUCGUAACAACCAUCUCCUUCCUUGCCUAUUUCGCUAUGGCCACGGGAGAGGGUAUUGGCUAUAAUGUUGCUAGCAUUCGCCAGGAACACAAGAAUGCGCCUGACACAGUGGAGGAAGUCUACCGCCAGGUCUUCUGGGUUCGCUGGCUCAACUGGGGCCUAACGUUUACUAUUAUCCUUAUCAACUUGGCCCUGUUGGCGGGGAUGAAUGGAGCUAGCCUUCUCAUUUCGGUCGCUGCUAAUAUUACCAUGUUCGUUACUGGGCUAAUCAGUGUCUUUAGCGAACAUGGUACAAGAUGGGCAUGGUUCACGAUUUCAUGCUUGUCAUAUCUCACUGUCGUAUAUCAUACUGGAUUCCAUGGACGCAGGGCAACAUUGGCAAAGGACAAUCAGACCAGGGCGUUUUACUCCUCGAUUGCGGGAUACUUCCUCGUUCUGCUCCUAAUCUAUCCAAUCAUAUGGGCUGCAUCAUCCAAUACACGCCGGAUGAGCGUCGACGCCGAGAUUAUCAUCUAUGCGAUCCUUGAUAUUUUGUCACAGGGAGUGUUCGGAUACUGGCUCCUUGUUUCCCAUGAUAGCAUGCAGUCCAUCACUCUUAGUAUUGAUGGCUUCUGGUCCAACGGAAUUGGCAACGAAGGAACGAUCAGAGUUGGUGACAACGAGGGGGCAUAAUCAAAGCACCACUUUCGUCUGUCAGGCUUGGUCGCAUUUCCAUUCUUCGAGGCCCGGCCUGUAAAAUUAACUUUGACCACACGACAGGAUGGAGAUAUAAAUCCGUGAAUACUAGGGGAAGGACGAGAUGAUUUGAUGCAGUUUUGAGUUGAAAGUUAUUUUCGGUAUGACCAUUUUUUGUACGCAAUCCGUAUGGGCCUUGGCUGGGGCCUACGAGAUCUUAACUUGUUUAAAAGGAUAUCUGGACUCUUGGACUGCCUUUGUCACCUGUGUGUGAAUGGUUAUUGUUCGAACCCCUUAUAAUCGAGGCAUUUCCUUGAUGGAUUAGUUCCCUAUUGGAUUGCCUGAUAUGUACGAUAUUGGAAAGGCUUGCAUGUCUUGUUGAUUGUACCACAAGGCUGUAAUUAUGAAUCAACCUGUUAUAAUAGCGA
Molecule: messenger RNA, 1426 nt
Organism: Coccidioides immitis RS
Lineage: Eukaryota; Fungi; Ascomycota; Eurotiomycetes; Onygenales; Onygenaceae
Product: opsin 1
Exons: 5
Coding region: 126-995 (289 amino acids)
Cellular component (GO): plasma membrane; endoplasmic reticulum
Source: RefSeq, a predicted model, not a curated record